AUGUAUUUUGCAGAUUGCUCAGUAGAAGAACCGCUUGGAAUGGAGGAUAAACGCAUCCCAGAUGAUCACAUAACAGCCUCGUCUGUGUACCAAAUAAUCCCGGUCACGGACCUGGAAACUCAAGCAACGCCAUGCACCAUUACCCAGGAGCCUGACCCACAGACCGGCCGCUACCGCUGGUUGAUUCAAGCCGUGGACCCGUGUGGGUGCACGGAGAUCGGAAUGGGUGGCUUCAGCACCUUCGUACCGUACAGACCCUACGAAGUGACGUACUAUGACACCUUUCUGAUCAGCAGUGAUCCUGAGGAGAUACAGCAAUGGCUGAACUGCACUGGAAAAUUGAGUGCGAGCGUACCGCUUGAGUGCAAACGCGGUUCCAUCACAGUACAGUAUUUGUGCAUUUAUUCCUCAGGCGACUCUUCUUGCUCUGUUGAGGGACCUCUUGGGAUGGAAGAUGGUCGCAUCCCGGAUGAACGCAUCACAGCUUCGUCUUUUUGGGCAAACCGCGCUGACCACGCCCCAACGAGGGCCAGGCUUAAUACUCAAGGAUACGCUGCAGCAUGGUGUAACGAUGAUAGCACUGAUAAUAUCAGUCCAUGGAUACAGGUUGACUUCAAUGGCACAGUCACCAUUACUGGUUUGAUCACCCAGGGGCGCGGAGAUAACGACCAAAGGGUGACCGAGUACCAAGUGACGUACAGCAAUGACCGUCAGUCCUGGGAUCACGUGUCUGAUGCUGACGGCACACCAAUGAAGUUCCCUGGUAACAAUGACAUGAACACCCUGGUAACCACGCGUUUCCCGUUUGCCUUGCGCACCAGAUUCCUGCGCAUUCACCCCAUUGCAUGGAACGAACAUUGCAGCAUGAGAAGACAAAGUUUCUGGACUGGUCUCAUCAAGGUAGAUGACAUUGUCUUCACCUUGGCUGAUCUGACUAGCUGGUCCCCUCCCUGA
Molecule: messenger RNA, 954 nt
Organism: Patiria miniata (bat star)
Lineage: Eukaryota; Metazoa; Echinodermata; Asteroidea; Valvatida; Asterinidae
Product: lactadherin-like
Exons: 7
Coding region: 1-954 (317 amino acids)
Source: RefSeq, a predicted model, not a curated record